GAAAAUUUCAGAACUCAAAGAUCAUUUGGAAUUAGUUACUGGAAUACCAUACAGUCUACAAAAACUAAGCUACUUGGAUGCAGAAUGUAAUAUUUACCUACUUACAUGCAUCCAUCCAUGCAUGCUAAGCAAGACCAAGACUGAAGACAUCAACUACGUUAUUGCCAACUGUGAGAGAAUAUUUUCCAGAUAUCAUCUUCCCAUGAGGCAUGGUGUGGUGGGCAGAACAGUUUGGACUAGGAUAACAAAAAAGAAAACAUCCACAAAUGAAGUUGACCUUAUUGAGACUAAUGGGUCAAUAAGAUAUUGACAGAAUUUAAAAAUUAAAACAGCAACUAAGUUAAAACACAACCAGCCAGAUAUUAUUGUGUGUGACUGCAAGGAAAAGAUGUGUUCCAUUGUGGAAAUCAGCUACCCCCAGGACUCAGCGUGGUUAGAAAAUACAAGAGAAAGAGAACAUCUAUGGACCAUUGAUAAAGAGUUUGCAAAUCUAGUGCUCAGGAUGCACUUUCAGAUUCAUAACUAUUAUUAUCGGAGCAGGAGGAUACAUCCCAAUCCACCUAAAGCAAAGUAUGGCUGAUCUUGGAUUCUUUGGAAGAGUAUUCAACUCUUUAAUUUGUACACUACAAAUGAUCACAAUAUCUGGGGUAAUAAAAAUUUGUAAGGAUGAUAAACAAAACAAACUGCUGUCCUUCAUAACCUUGCAACCAAGUAGGUGGCCUGUCAGAUUUUAUUCUAAAUUACAUACAUACAUAUACACACACAUGCAUGCACACACGCAUACACAUAUACACACAUACAAACAGACAAACAGUUUGAAUAUAAAAUUAUAAAUUAAAAACAAUGUUGUGGCGAAGCAAAAAUGCCAGGCGAUUUCAUGCAAGAUCAGACUUUUCUAAGCAGAAAGUGAAAUCACCUAAUCAUCAUUUGACUGGAAAUGUAUAACCAGACAUCAUUUGUACUGGAGUUUCAAAAAUUAACAUCUGGUCAGGUAGAAGGGUAAAAGCAAAGCAAACUACUUGGCUGCAGGAAGCUGGAAAAUGAAACCUAAGAAAACCUUUAAUUUAUCAAGAGACAUUUUGGAAAAGGCUUUCAAAGUUAUUUACCCUGGUAUGAAAAAAGUUAUAUUGUAAAGCAAGUGGAUGGAGGAAAAGGCAAUGUUAGAGUAUUACAUGUACGUAUGUGUACAUAUGAGAGGUGUUUAGGGAUAAGGAAAAGAAUGUCUGAGAGUGUUGGAAUGGAAUAAAUUACACCAAUCUCAACUGCUUAGUAGGACUCAACCAGUUUAGACUAUAUUCACAUUUGUGGAAGCAAGGCAUAAAAAUAUCCUUUUUGGAAUUCAGUAAACUAUCCAGAUGAAGAGAAUUGUUCAGGACCAUCCACUUCCCUACCAAACAGAGUUUGCAACUCUUGCUGCUGUUAAAAUGCAGCCUGCAUUUUCCAAGCAGUGAUAAACACAAACACAUAGACAUGCAUACACAUUCAUACACACACAUGUAUUUCAGUCAUCAUCAUCAUCAUCAUUAGCACACUGGGCGAAAUGCUUAGCAGUAUUUCAUCUGCUGCUACGUUCUGAGUUCAAAUUCCGCCGAGGUCAGUUAAAUAAGUACCAGUUACACAUUGGGUUGAUGAAAUCAACUAGCUCCUUCCCCCAAAUUUCAGGCCUUGUACCUUUAGUAGAAAGGAUUAUCAUUUCAUGUCCAUCUUCUAUGCUGGCAUGGGUUGGAUGGUUUGACAGGAUCUAGUGAACUGGAAGACUGCAUUAGGCUCCAGUAUUUGUUUUGACAUGAUUUCUACAGCUGGAUGCCUUUCCUAAUAUCCUUUCUACUAAAGGCACAAGGAUGAUAGGCAAAGUCAACCUUGGUGGAAUUUGAACUCAGAAUGUUCACACAGACAAAAUAUUGGCACUAGUGAGGUUGCUGAUUAACUCGCAAGACAAAGAAAAUGACUCUUCAACUGAAUGGGAUUGCAGUAGACAGGGAAGUGACUCUAUGCCCAGUGUUGAGAUGCUGAAGUAUGACAGAUGAACGGGCACAGGUGUCUUGCUGUAGAGGAGAUACAUGGUUGCCUUGUGUUAUAUAAGGGUGGAAGUAACUGGAAAGAAAACUGAUAGUGAUGAAGUGUCAGAACAUACUUUCAAAAUACAAGAAGCAGAUUUGUUGGAUGACACAACCCUUACAGAAAACCGUAUUCUUCCUAAAACAGAAGUAGAUCUUGAUGUCUGGACAAUAUGGAGAGAGUUUGUAAAAGCAGCAAUUAAAGGUGAUGUUUAUGAGGUUUUCAGAUUAGGAGUAACUCAUGACACUCAAUUUGAAGCACCUACAAGUCAAUAUAUAUUAGCUAUGGAAGAAGAUGUUCGAAGAGACUGGAUUGACUUCAGAGCUUUCGUUGCUUUGUGUAUUGGAGCUAAUCGAGGUUUCCUGUCACUUUGCAAAGAACUGGUUGCUCAUGGUGUGAAUCUCAAAGCAAAAACUUCAAGGGGUCGAACAGCACUUCACAUAGCUGCAUCUCAUGGACGUCAGGAAAUUAUAGACCUGCUCAUUUCUGAAGGGAUAAAAAUCCUAGAAAAGGAUUUAAGUGGCUGGGCAGCUAUUAACAUUGCAAUUUUAUUUGCAAAAACUGCAGCUGAAAAGCAGUUGGGUUCAAUACAAUCAAGACAGAAAUUUGCAAGAUUGAAAACACCUGCAAAAAGUUUCAGAGCAAAGGAAACAGAUAAUUCAAAAAUAACUCAUGAAAACUUAGCGGAAUCUCUACUUAAAAAAAUGUCUAAACAUGAGAGCAGAAUGCCAAAUAUUGAAAGGACUUUGACAAGUCAUCAAUCUGGAAUUAAUAAAGAAGGAUUAAAGGAAGACAUUGAGGGUGUAAAUGAACCUCCAAAGACAAACAUACCACUUGUUGAAGAAACUUCGGAAAGAUUUUCAGAUCUUCUUAAGGAUAUUGACUCAGAAGGACUAAAGGAAAAUAUUGGUGGUGUUAAAGAACCUCCAACAAAAAAAUUGUCUAAUAAACGUAAGAGCAAAAUAUCUCCAGGUACAGAAAGUUUUCGAAAUAUUCAAGUUAAUGAUGGUUUGAACAAAUCUUCAAAUGCAUGUAUAAUAAGGGAGAAGUCAAACAAUCUAGUUGAAACUGAAGUUAUGUGGGUAAAUUAUAAUGAACAUCUUGAACAAGAAGAUUAUAAAGAAGAAGAAGGAGAAGAAGAAGAAGAAAAAGGUCAAAGAAGAAGAAUAGGAGGAGGAGAAGGAAAAGGAGACAAAAAUGAGGAAAAAGAGACGAUUCACUCAAAAGAUUCCCUCCAUGAUUACCUUAUUUCAUUGAAAUCUGAGGAGUCUGCUGUUCAGUAUCCUGCAUGGGCUGUUGAUGCCCACCUGAAGCAAAUUGAAUCAGUUAACAAUUCGGCUAAAUUGGUUUUGCUUAAAUUACAGAAUCAUGAAGUGGGGAAGAUUAGUUAAUUUAAUUAUGCUGCUUAGAUUCCAGGUGACCUAUACAAUAUUAGUAACCAUAUAAUAUUACCAUAUAAUAUUCGUUACCCUGGGUUUCCUGUCCAUAAAGGGUUUAACCUUAUGGUGUAACUAUGGUAUAUAAAUCAAAGACUAGGAGAAAUCUCAACUGUAACAUAGCAUUGAGUUAAUUUUUCCCUGAUUCAGACUACAAAAAUGUAUCCAUAAUAAUGUCUCUAAGGGCAAAAAAAUCAAAAUGUGAUUAAGUUGAUUUCAAUAUAUCAGUCAACAUAUCCUGAUCAUGGUAUUUAUAAAAAAAAUACAUAAAUCUGAAUUACAAUCUUUUCAAGCUCAUUUGUAUAAUAUUGCUGUGGGGAAAUUGCAAGUCAUGACAUUUUACAAAGAUGCCUAGCAUGCUGUAUUAGUUAGUAAAUUUUGGUAUUAGUACUACAAUUAGUAAAUAUUUUACCAAAAACAAAGUAAUAAUAAACAAACAAUAUAAUAUAUAAUUAA
This is a messenger RNA of Octopus bimaculoides (California two-spot octopus), 3950 nucleotides long. RefSeq lists its product as uncharacterized. The record is from RefSeq and is a predicted model, not a curated record. NCBI's taxonomy places the organism in Eukaryota, Metazoa, Mollusca, Cephalopoda, Octopoda, Octopodidae. Gene Ontology annotation, molecular function: protein binding.